This is a messenger RNA of Rotaria sp. Silwood1, 627 nucleotides long. Lineage: Eukaryota; Metazoa; Rotifera; Eurotatoria; Philodinida; Philodinidae. The record is from the annotation of a GenBank genome assembly.
AUGGCAACAAAUACACGUACAGAAAAAGAGAAAAUGCUUGCUAGCGAAAUGUAUAAUGCAUUUACGCCAGAAUUAUUAGGUGAACGGAAAGCAUGUCGAGAACUUGUUUAUGAAUUUAAUUCAACUCGACCAAACGAAGAAAAAAAACGUAAUGAAAUUAUUCGAAAACUAUUCGGUCAAUUCGGAACAAAUUCAGUUAUCGAACCACCCAUGCAAUGUGAUUAUGGUUAUAAUAUAUAUUGGGGUGAAAAUUCAUUUGCUAAUUAUAAUUUAGUUUUACUUGAUACAUGUCCAAUUUAUGUUGGUGAUUAUGUACUUAUGGGUCCAGAUGUGAAAAUAUAUCCAGCAACACAUCCAAUUGAUCCUCAAGAACGACUUGAUGGAUUAGAAUAUGGCAAACCUGUACGAAUAGGUAAUAAUGUAUGGAUUGGAGGUGGAACUACUAUUGUAGCUGGAGCAACGAUUGGUGAUAAUAGUGUUAUUGGUGCUGGAAGUGUUGUUGUAAAAGAUAUUCCAGCUAAUGUUGUUGCUGUCGGAAAUCCAUGUAAAGUGGUUAAACAAUUGAAAGCACCAACAAGACCACCAAAGCAGUUUCAACAAUUGACAACAAUUGAUCCUGAACAAUAA